GUCUCCGCGGCCAACUGCACUCUGACUCCGACUCGGACCAGGAGGAGGCUGGAACGACGAAUGCCACGCGAGGCAACAGUGGCACUGUCCUCUCCUCCCUGGUGGAGUUUGGUUCUAACCUCUUCCGACCCGACUUCAAAAAGGUCUCCGUUCGAACGAAGCAGCGUACCAGCGUGAAUGCCGCCUCGGCGGCCGCC
Messenger RNA from Dibothriocephalus latus, 197 nucleotides. Lineage: Eukaryota; Metazoa; Platyhelminthes; Cestoda; Diphyllobothriidea; Diphyllobothriidae. The record is from the annotation of a GenBank genome assembly.